Molecule: messenger RNA, 3951 nt
Organism: Mya arenaria
Lineage: Eukaryota; Metazoa; Mollusca; Bivalvia; Myida; Myidae
Product: mannosyl-oligosaccharide glucosidase-like
Exons: 4
Coding region: 96-2564 (822 amino acids)
Biological process (GO): protein N-linked glycosylation; oligosaccharide metabolic process
Cellular component (GO): endoplasmic reticulum membrane
Molecular function (GO): Glc3Man9GlcNAc2 oligosaccharide glucosidase activity
Source: RefSeq, a predicted model, not a curated record
UUUCCAGUUUAUUUACAAAAUUUACACGUUGCACAAAAAAACGAGCAAUCAAAUGUUUUAAAUGCCUUUUCGGAAGGAAUUUAUCUGAAAUUCAAAUGACAUCGACUAAGCACCUUAGGCACAGAAAUGUGCAACGUGACGGACCCAGGUUAGAGAGAAAAAUCGACAAAUCAAGAACCAAAAAUUCGGACAGCAGUUCCAAACUGGUUGCCAUUGCAUCGGUGUUGGUCACCAUAUUGCUUCUCGCUGGUUACUUCAGAUAUCAGAUGUACCUAAGAGAGAAAAUCAAAACACCACUCUAUGCUCCGACCAUGCUUGCCAAGGACAGUACAUCGGCCAAAUCUGACCCAGAACGAUACUGGGGCUCCUACAGACCCAACACAUACUUCGGGAUGCGAACUCGAACACAGCGGUCUCCUGUAUUUGGACUUAUGUGGCUCAAUCAGUUCACACAACAGAUGCCACCACCAAUAAGGCACUGGUGUGAUCAGGGCGACCGUUUGCGUCGGUACGGCUGGCUGAAACAUGAUGGGGUGAACUUUGGUGUUCAGGAGAUCGUUGACUCUGACUUCAUGCUGACCACGUCAUUUAUAAAGCGGGCAGGAGGGGACCAUGGCGGGGACUGGUCAGCGAAUAUCACCGCUACCUCAACAAACAAGGAGCGUGCAGGACUGGUAUCGCUGAUGUUCUAUGUUGCCUUGGAUGGGUCUGGUCAUGUUGAACCAGUCAUUUCCAAGAAUGGUCAGCGCAUUAACUCCAUCAACGGAUACUCGCCAGAACUCGGACAUUAUCGACUCUCAUUCCCGAAAUCCACAUCAAAUUCCACCCACAAACACAACUACCUCAUAACACAUGCCACUGGGCUGGAUAAACUCAAAGAAGCUAUGAUGAAUGGAAUAAGAGUUGAGGCAUGGGAUAAAUCGCGGAGGGUCCCAUAUUUCGUGCUUGGUGGACGACAAGUUCCGAUUGACGUCGAAGAUGGUUCAAACUUUGUUGUGUUUCAAGUCACAACCGAGCUUCCUUAUACACUUGAGGUCAUGUAUGAAUCUGGCAGCAUCUAUGAAAGACCAAAUAGGCUGCAAGGAGAGGUGUUUUCAUCAUUGCUUGCUCAACAUGUCAGCGAGUUUGACAAGAAAUUUGACGAAAAGUUUGAUCUCAAAUCAAAAGCAUUUUCUCAGAGCCAAGUUGAUUUUGCAAAAGCAGCUUUAAGCAACAUGGUUGGGAGUGUGGGUUACUUCUAUGGUGCAUCUCUAGUUCAGUCUGUGUACAAUGAAGAACCGGUAAACUAUUGGAAAGCAGCCUUAUACACUGGAGUUCCGUCUCGAUCAUUUUUUCCGAGGGGCUUUCUUUGGGAUGAGGGCUUCCAUAAUUUGCUGAUAAGCAAAUGGGACCCUGAGAUUUCAAAGGACAUUUUAUCUCAUUGGUUGGAUCUUAUGAAUACUGAAGGAUGGAUUCCGCGAGAACAGAUACUCGGGGAUGAAGCUCGUGCCAGAGUUCCGGAUGAAUUUGUAGUACAGAGAAACACCAAUGCCAACCCUCCAACACUGAUUCUACCUCUUCAAAGAUUAAUAAAAUCUAUGCUUGAUAGUGAUAAAGAAAAGGAUAAAAAGUUCUUGAAAGCAGUCCUACCGAGAUUACAGACUUGGUUCCAAUGGUAUAAUACAACUCAGAUAGGGCCGAAAAGAUUCACAUAUCAAUGGAGAGGAAGGGACGGACACACGAACAAGGAAUUGAACCCUAAAACACUGACCUCGGGUCUCGAUGAUUACCCGAGGGCCUCUCAUCCGACAAACGACGAGUAUCAUGUUGAUCUGCGUUGCUGGAUGGCACUUUCGGCUGGUUUGAUCGCAGAUAUUAGCAAGUCUCUUGGAGUUGAUGGAGCUGAAUAUGCGGCAACACACGCAGUGCUGACAGACAAUGGUUUACUUGACGACUUGCAUUGGUCUGAGAAAAAACAACAGUAUAGUGAUUAUGGCCUGCAUACUGAUAAAGUGAGACUGGAGAGGCCAAAACCUCCUGCUAAUCUUCAGCCAGGUCAGAGGCCACCAAACAUGAAUAUGGAUAAAGUCAGAGUAGUGCAUGCUGACCCUGAGUUAGGCUUUGUUAAUGCAUUUGGAUAUGUUAGUUUGUUUCCCUUUUUGCUCAAAAUUGUAGAACCUUCUUCACCAAAGUUGACCAGAAUUUUAACUGAUAUGCGUAGUGAAAAGCACAUAUGGACAGACUUUGGUCUGCGUUCGUUAGGUCAGACUACACCACUGUAUAAUCGUUACAACAGCGAACAUGAUCCUCCAUAUUGGAGAGGGGCUCUCUGGAUUAACAUGAACUACCUUGCUCUUGGUGCGUUAGACUUUUACCGAAAAACGCCUGGCCCAUACAGAGCUCAGGCUGAUGAAAUAUACACAGAACUGAGAAACAAUGUUGUCAAUAAUAUAUACAGUCAGUAUAUGCGGACUGGGUAUAUUUGGGAGAAUUACAAUGAUAAAACUGGGGAAGGCAAGGGAUGCCACCCAUUUACCGGCUGGUCCGCAUUAGUAACUCUAAUCAUGGCCGAGAUAUAUGACUGAACAUUGUUAACAAUUGUUUUAUUAUACAUAGUGCUAUAAGGAAGAGAUGGAUUGAGCUUUUGCAUGUUUUUUAUGACUUAAAACUCGGCUGAAUUAUGCUUAACUGGAUUAUGUGGCACUGUAGGUACUGUGUGAAAAGAGAUGUGGUUUUUGGUCACUCUGAGAAGUGGGCACUGUGUGAAAAGAGAUGUGGUUGUUGCUGCUUUUUUUCUUUGUACAUACUUAGAAUCUUAAUCAUUUUGAAAUUGUGUUUUACCAAGUGGCAAAGUGUCAAAUCAAUGAUAUGACAUUGAUUACAAAAUAGCAUCCGUGGCAGCUAGAGCUUUUUCAAGAUAUCAGUUUUUGUGAUUUGUGAAUAAUAAACGAACCACAUUUUAUACCAAGGUAUAGGAGAAACACUAUUAGCCAUGGACAUGUACCUCUUAUUGGCUGUGUAUAAGUUAUCAGUCCAAGCAAGAUUUCACCUCUAUGUUCUUGCUUAUACUGUCAUUGGCUAGAUUUUUUAUUAAAAAAUUCUAGGGUAUAGAUUGAAGAAAACUUGGUAUGCGGCGUUUGGGUGUCAUUUACCAUUAAGUAUUUUUUUCUGUAGCAUAAAUACAUGAACAACCAUUUUUUUCUACCUUCAUGAUACUUGUUUUCUUCCUGAAACUUUGUCAGAAUAUGAUAUUUAAGUUUCAAAACCACUGUAUAUUUGGUCACCUUGUUUUCAAAAAAUUGGUAGGACCAGUGUCAAUAAGAUUCAUAUAUUUACAGAUCGAAAAAUCCAGCUGAAUGCUUUUUCGCAUUAACCCGUUGUAUUUUUUUAGAUAUUGUGACAAUUUGCUUUUUAAUGCAGAUUGAAUUAUACAUAUAUAAAUAUAAAUAUAUUCCAGAGCAAAAAUAUCAUUAAAAUUGUACUGCCAUAAUAUAACAGCUAAUUUCAUGGAGUAAAGCAUUUGUCAUACAUUGCAUUUCAUUCUAGUCGAUUAUUUCAAAUACAUAAAUGUAUUUGAUGAAAAAAAGCCAAUUUAUAUGUGUAAAUUAUUGGCGACAUGGCAAUAGCAUUCCUCUACUGUUCAUUAUCAGAGUUAUAUGUUUAUAUAUUCUUGUGUUUUCAAUUGCAUGUUUUCAAAUAAACAUGAUGAUCAUACAAUUGCUGGGGUGGAUACAGGAAUUGACGUAAGAGAGGGCAUAACAUAGAGCCGACAUUCGCCCCUCUCUCACAAUAAAAUUUAAGUAGUUUGAAUGUUGGCAUGUUCUCUAAAAUUGGCAUAAAAUGUAAACUACGGACUAUUUUAGGGGGAGGGGGGCUUGGUACACGCUGGGUGGGCACCCUCCUGGAUUCAUACUAUUAUACAUGGAUUGAUGAUGUAAACAAAAAUCAUGAAUGAAAUAAAUCUUGAGAAUA